Molecule: messenger RNA, 3482 nt
Organism: Amphibalanus amphitrite
Lineage: Eukaryota; Metazoa; Arthropoda; Thecostraca; Balanomorpha; Balanidae
Product: lysophospholipid acyltransferase 1-like
Exons: 12
Coding region: 657-2375 (572 amino acids)
Biological process (GO): lipid modification
Cellular component (GO): membrane
Molecular function (GO): acyltransferase activity
Source: RefSeq, a predicted model, not a curated record
GCCAUAAUCUGCGGUACGCGACAAGUGUAGAAUUCCGCUCCCCGGGGUCAGUGCACAUCGGUACCCGGGCGUAUUUGCCGCUUCCGGGCACGCGGUCCACCGGCCCGUGUCAUGCGCAACGGAAGGUCAGCGCUCCCCGGGAUAAAACGCCGAUCGGCCCUGUAACGCCGUGUGGGAGGUCCGGACGGAGCCCGGGUGGUGCAGAGGCGGAUCCAAAGGACAUGAUGUGGGCGGUGAUUUCCGCUCCCUUGGAAAGCUUUAUCGGUCGUGCUGUUCUUACUUUUGGCUUCAAUAUCUUGUGUAAAUUAUUGCUUCCGUACUUUUCGUCACGUUCACACGCGUGAAUCAGUCCAAUUAAAGGGGGGCAUGGGGGGACAAUUUGCCACCGCAAUAAUGAGAUGAGAGAUGAGGGCAGUCGGUUCGCGCGAGACCGUCGGAGAUCGGGGAUGAGAUCGACGGCGUUCGGCGGUGCGGAAGAGUUCGCUCGGGCGGAAUGGAAUCCGCUUGUACGCGAGAGGAGUGCUCGCGUCGUCGUCGGUCGCGUGCGAGCGUGCAGGUUCGCCCGUUCGGCGGAAUCAUAGAGUCCGGUGACGAGUCGUCACCGCUGGUGUGAUGGCAACGAGGAGGUCGUCACCGCUUUGCCCGCGGCCGACACCAUGAUAACCAUGGUGGAACCGACGUACCCCGGCUGUCAGUACUUCAGCGGACUGGCCACCCGCGUCGGACUCUCCGUCGACCAGGUGAACUUUCUGCUUGGUCAGCUGGCCGGCCUGGCUGUGGCGACCCUGUUCCGUCUUCAGCUACGGCCGGGUCGGGUCGGGCCGGCACCACGGCACCUGGCUGCCGCCGCCACCGGCCUCGGGAUCCUGCUCUUCUGCUAUGGCAGAGACACGGUACACGUCAUCACUCAGGCCGUAGUGACGUACAGCGUCAUACGACUGGCGCCCGCCAAAUACGUCCACAGGUUAUGUCUGCUGUUCGCCAUGAUCUAUCUGACCAUCAUCCACUACGGGCGACUCGGUCGACGAAACCCCUACAUCGACGUCUCCGGACCUGUGAUGGUGCUGACCAUGAAGGUGACCCUCCUGGCCUUCAACAUCCACGACGGCGCCGCCUCGGACACUGGAGACCUCCAGACUAACAACCCCGAUAUCCGGCGACUGGCAGUUAGUCGGGUGCCAGGCCUGCUGGAGUUUGCCGGCUACGCCUUCAACUUCCAGACAGUGCUGGUGGGGCCGAUGGUCGACUUCCGGCACUACAAACACUUCAUCGAGACGGGAGUGUCUCCGCCGCCGCCGGGGGCACCUGUUGACAAGACUGGCUCUGACGGCAAUGCCAACCUGGUGCGACCCUCACCGUGGCGGGCCGUGCUGCGUCAGCUGGGAGUCGUCACCAUCACCGCCUGGUGCGUGGUGUUCCUGGUGCCCAAGGUGCCGCACGCCUUCUUCAGAGAGGAGGCCUACUACGGCUGGUCGUGGUGGCGCCAGUGGGGCUACAUGUACCUGUCCGGUCUGAUGGGCCGCAUGAAGUACUACGCCGCCUGGUGUCUGGCCGGGGCGGUCUGUAACGCCUCCGGACUGGGCUACAGCGGCCUGGGGGAGGACGGCCGACAGCGCUGGGACGCCGUCUCCAACGUUCAUCUGUGGCAGGUCGAGAUGGGCGGCAGUUUCCGCGAAGUGCUCCAGGGCUGGAACGUGGGCACCGGCCAGUGGCUGCGACUGGUGGCCUAUGAACGGGCCGCCCGGCACCGCACGGUGGCAGUGUACGCGCUCAGUGCCCUCUGGCACGGACUCGACCCCUGCUACUUUGUGACGUUCGGCGUGGGCGCGCUCUGCACCGAGGCCAGCCGAGCGAGUCGUCGGUGUCUGCGGCCUCGCAUGCAGUUCUCUGCGUUCACCCGCCGGCUAUACGACCUGGCCGGCUGGGCGGCCACCCGCGUCUGUAUCGCCUACCUGCAGGUGCCGUUUGUACUGCUGGAUAUCUCCACUUCAAUGCGCGUCUACAGCGAGCACUACUUUGCGGUGCACCUGCUCUGCGCUGCCAUGAUCUUCCUUCUACCACGCGUGCUGCCGCCGCCUGCAAAAACAGUCUCCUCCACGGCCAAACUCACCACUCCAAUCGUCCACGACACCGGAUUGGUGGUGGAAAACUCCCACGUGACCUCUUCACCCACCGCCGCUAAUGGACACGUGACCACACACUCAGCCUGUGCUUCCGAUACCUACUCAAUGGACCCUCUCCCUGCCGGUGGUCAUGUGACUGACCUGGGUGCGCCCCCGGCAGGAUGUGUGGGCGGCUCGCUCCGUAAGAGGACUGCGGAUCUGGCCGGAGGGCUGACGGACGGUGGGCGCGAGAGACCUCUGCGUGCUGUCUGAACACCCGGGCGGCUUGUGACGACUUUUGACAGUCUGUAACAGGCUUGGGCUGCCGGUCGCGGCUUGUAACGGCUUGUGAUGACCGUUGGUGGCCUGUGACAGCUUGUGACGGCCUGUGACAGCUCGUGACGGCUCGUGGUGGUCUCUGGCGACCGUUGACGGCCGACACUGAGCCGACGGUACCCUGACAGCUAACUGGGCUGGAAGGAUUUGACCUAAGUCAAGUGACCCCAGCUGGACGGCCUGGCGGUGACAUCGACGGGCGUUUGGUGGCUGCUACUCGGCUACCAGCCGUGACAAGUGUAACUCCUUUGGGAGUAUUCGCCCGCCCUAGAGUCACCGGCGGCUGUCUGCAGCGGCUAGAGGUGUCGGUGUGACACUAACGAGCGCGUACGGCGUGUCAGGUGACUGUCCGGUGUCACCAGAUUUCAGUCCGGUGUUGUCUGCCGUGGUGUGGUGUCAGGUGUGUCAAGUGUCACCGUCCUUUCUGCGAUGUCAUCAUGUGUGCGCCCGGUUUCAGCCGACAUGGUGUGUGGAAAUGAGGGAAGGAUUGGAGAAGGGAGACUACAAGGCAGUGACGCUACGCUUCUUUGGGUGAUUUACGCGCCUGUGUGCAUAAUUUCCGACCGCUAGGUGCGGCUGCAGCUUUACCUGUUUGUAUUUAUGUCUGUCUGCUUUUCUCCCGCUAUGUGCUUAAAGGGACGGCGACACAUAAUCACUAUCCAAACAGCUUAUACUGAAUGACAUAUAGCUCUCGUGAUCGAUGCACUGUCACUUUAGGUCUCAGUCCAAAGGGUACGCGGCACGCUUGUUGGACUUUUGUCACGAGCCUGUUGUCUAGUCAGCUGAACGCUGGCUCCGUUCGCUCAGUCCGCCGGCCUCUGUCCCCGAGAGAUCCCGCCGCAGCCGACUCCUUUUACACGAGUCGGCCUGUAGAUAACUGCUUGUUGUGCCGCUUUUGGUGUUUUACGGAUGUUUUCUAAGAUGUGCUGCCGACCUGUGGGUGUGCCGCUAUUUUUGUGUACUUUUGUAUAACAGCCAGCGAGACUGCAGUGAGAUGUGCCGUGUAAUAAGACUGCGGAUAUUUGCCCGGCUAUGGCGAGCCAA